This is a messenger RNA of Folsomia candida, 1413 nucleotides long. RefSeq lists its product as uncharacterized. The transcript has 8 exons. The record is from RefSeq and is a predicted model, not a curated record. Lineage: Eukaryota; Metazoa; Arthropoda; Collembola; Entomobryomorpha; Isotomidae. Bases 47 to 1228 code for a protein of 393 amino acids.
UCGAAAACAAACAAAUAUUAGAAAAGAAAAAAAGCGAGAGAAUAAAAUGUGGGUCUUACAACGGGUUUCUUUGCAGUGUUUCUUAGUACUUUUUUGUGGGCUCUAUUUUUCCAUAAUUUCGUGUCAAGAAGAGAAUGAUAAUGUAGGAAGCGGAAAUGGUGGUGUCAAAAGAAAGAGCAAAAGGGUACAAGAAUCAAAGUUUAAGAAUAACAUGUACGAUCAAAUUGCACAAGAAUCAGAUCAUGAUUCUGGGAAUGGUAAUAUUAACAGCAAUAAUAACAAUAUUCAUUUGUCCUCCGUCCCCUAUACGGCAUACGGUAUGAGAAUCCAGAAUAAUAUCCCGAAUAACAACAACGACAAUAAUAAUAAGGCUCGGAAUCCUAGAGCGGAACCAAACUAUAUGAGAAAUUACCAUUAUUCCUCGAGAGAUUCUCCUCCUCCUCCUCCUGGAAAUUGGGGAGGUGAUGGGCGACAGAUGAGCUCAUUCAGCUUGGGUGGACUCCAAGCUGCUGCCUCCUCCGCCCCCGCAGACUACGCAUUUGGUGAUGCUGAAGAUAAUUCGGUAGCAGCUGGAGGACAUGGGCAUCAAAGUUAUGGCCAUGGUCAUGGCUGGGGUGGAGGUCAUUCUUCUGGGGGUCAUGGUCAUAGUCACGGUCACACCAAAGGGCAUGAAGAAUCUGUGAACAAUUCAGCUGUGGGCCUUCUCGGGUUCUUAGCCUUAUUGUCUCUCAUCCAGAAUGUCCUUCGGCAGAUGUCUACAACUGCAGCACCGGGGCGAAAACGUCGUGAUACGUCCGAGGGGUUUAUCGACAUAGAUGAACAGACCGGACCAACGGAUGAUGUUACCCCUACACUCCUGCCCCUUUUGAUGUCCUUGAGUCAUGCUCGAGAUGGAAAGGUGCCCUUUAAAUGUGCUUACCGACCUUACUGCAUCGCCAACUCCUUCCUAACCAAACGACUUGGAGAUAUGGGCAGCACGGUGUGCGACCAGUUGACAGCGGUGAUGGAGUCGUCGGUAGAAAAUGUUGGGCUGAAGCCGAAGUGGCGGAGGAACAAUGCGAUGCGAGAAUUGCGGCUCGCAGGCAAGACGGGAGCCAAGGGUCGAGAUUGUUACAAACGCUAUCCCCACUGUUCUCAAUUGGACCGCAUUUCUCAGCCAAAUUCGACAAGCUCAACGUCGCCACCUUAUUUCCUUCCAUUUGGAAAUCUUGGCGAGUUUCUAGGCUAAUUUUAACACGUCAUUCAUCAACGUCGUUAUACAUAUAAACAUAUAUCAUAUUUAUGAAUUUAGUAUAUUUAUAUAUUUAUGUAUUUAUUUAUUCCUGGCUAUUCAACGCAGUAUUAUGUGUAGAUUACAGUUUAUCGACUAUUGCAAACUGCACGUAUAAAUAAAAAAGUUUAAAGAAGCGUGAA